GAUCCGUUCUCUGGGAAGGUUCUCGAUAACAGGCAAAAGCCUCACUUCAGUAAAGUCGUAUAGUGUUAGUAUUGAAAUGAACAGGAUGAAUAAGGGCAAGGUGGCUAUAGUCACAGCAUCUACUGAAGGGAUUGGAUAUGCUAUAGCUAAAAGACUAGGAAAUGAGGGUGCAUUUGUAGUAAUAUGUAGUAGGAAGGAUACCAACGUUCGGAGAGCUGUUAAAGAGCUUCGUAGAGAAGGAAUAACUGUUGAGGGCGUAGCAUGCCAUGUUGCGGAUGCAGAACAGAGAAAGACAUUAUUUGAUACUGCCAAUGCUAAAUUUGGGGGUCUGGAUAUAUUAGUAUCAAAUGCUGGAGUUAAUCCAGGAGCGUCGCCAGUGUUAGAGGCAGAAGAUGCCACGUGGAACAAAAUAUUUGAAGUGAACGUGAAAAGCUCUUGGUUGCUGGCCAAGGAAGCCUACCCUUAUCUCGUCAGGCGAGGCGGUGGUAGCAUUGUGUUUAUUUCAUCCAUAGUUGGAUAUAAACCUGUGUGGCCUAUAGGUCUCUACAGUGUGAGUAAGACAACAUUGAUCGGGUUGACUAAGGCUAUUGCCAAUGAAGUUGCGCGUGACAACAUAAGAGUUAACUGUGUGGCGCCUGGCGUUAUUGAUACAAAAUUUGCUUCGAUAGUAAGAAAGUUUAUGAAGCUUACUGAUGGUUCGGAAGAUCUUUGGAAGGAAAUUUUACCGCAAAUACCAAUGCGAAGGCUGGGACAGCCAUCAGAAAUAGCUGGAGUCGUGGCGUUUCUGGCUUCCAACGACGCCAGCUUCAUCACCGGCGAGACCGUCGUGGCGGCGGGAGGGACCCACGCCCAUUUAUAA
Messenger RNA from Cydia splendana, 859 nucleotides. RefSeq lists its product as uncharacterized. The coding region runs from base 77 to 859 and encodes 260 amino acids. NCBI's taxonomy places the organism in Eukaryota, Metazoa, Arthropoda, Insecta, Lepidoptera, Tortricidae. The transcript is spliced from 7 exons. The record is from RefSeq and is a predicted model, not a curated record. Gene Ontology annotation, molecular function: carbonyl reductase (NADPH) activity.